Microplitis demolitor is the source of this 1305-nucleotide messenger RNA. RefSeq lists its product as uncharacterized. The coding region runs from base 1 to 1305 and encodes 434 amino acids. Lineage: Eukaryota; Metazoa; Arthropoda; Insecta; Hymenoptera; Braconidae. The record is from RefSeq and is a predicted model, not a curated record. The transcript has a single exon.
AUGGUUGAGUUAUUAGAAAACUAUGUUGAUAAGGGAAAACUUACAAUAGUAGGCGAUUUUAAUUUAGAUGUUGGAAGUGAUAGUGAUCGUUAUGCUCGUAAUUUCGUUAAUGAAUGUGCCUUGCUUGGACUUAAACAACUAGUCAAUGUGCCGACGAGAUCAACAUUGACGUCGAACACAAUAAUUGAUCUAGUUUUUUCAAAUGUGGAAUUGUGUAUUGAUGUGCUGUCUACGCCAAGGGUGUCUGAUCACAACAUUAUUGUUAUCAAUUCAGAUUUAGAUAUUGAACAAAAUAAAAAGCUGAGAGUGACAGAAAAGAGAAACUUCAACAAAUUUGAUCUAAACACAUUUUGUGAUAUUUUUGUCGAUAGAUAUAAGUUAGAUAUUAAUGAUGAUAUUGAUGUAGUUUUUAAUAAAUUUAGUAGUAGUGUUACAUAUGCUCUUGACGUGGUGGUACCAAAGACAGCAAAAAUUUUAAAACCUAAAUGUAAUGAUAAAAAAUGGAUUACAAAAGAUUUGAUUGAAAAAAUAAAGGAAAGAGAUCGAUUGUUUUUUGUAUCAAAAAAAUUUGGAAGAGAAGAUGAUAUCAUCAAGUAUAAAAGAUUAAGAAAUUAUAUUGUAAAUGAAUUAAGAAAAUGCAAAAGAGAACACAAUGAUAAUAAUAUAGAUGCAAAUAAAAAUAAUGGAAAAAUUCUUUGGAGAGAAUUAAAAGAACUGAUAGGAAGUAAAAAAGCUCAAUCUACUGUUGAGAAUAUUGAAUGUGAUAAUAAGAUUUUGGAUGACAAUUUAGUAAUCUCCAAUAAAUUUAACCAUUAUUUUGUUGAUAGUAUUAAUAAAAUUGUGAAUGAGAUAGGAUUUAAUCAAUUAAAGGAUGUAGUUAAUGAUAAUAGUAAUAAUCAGAAGUGGAAUAGUUUCGAUAGAGUGUAUGUAAAUGAUUUAGAUAAGAUUAUACAGAGUUUGGAUAAUAGAAAAGGAUCUAAUAAUGAUGUUAAUUCUGUAAUUUUAAAACAUUUAUGGAAUUUUGAUAAAAAUAGUGUAUUAGAUAUUAUAAAUAGAUCAUUAGAAUCUGGUGUUGUACCUGAUUGUUUAAAAGUUUCUAGAAUAGUACCGAUUCAAAAAAUAAAAGAUAGUAUAAAAAUAACUGACUUUAGACCAAUAAAUACACUACCAGUAUUAGAACAAGUAUUGGAGAGUAUAGUAAAAUCGCAGUUGAAUAAAUUUAUUGUUGAAAAUGAAAUAUUAAACGAGGAACAAUCUGGUUUUAGAAAGGAGCACUCAUGUGAUAAGCUAUGCAGUGCUCUUUGA